AUGGCUCAUUCCACCCAGUGCUAUCUCCCUCGGUUCGCCUCGGCGGUCGACGGGGCCAAACGGCCGGUCUCGAUGAAGACAAGGCCAACCGCCGCCCAGCAUGCGCAGUUAUUAACCGCAUGCAACGAAGGUCGGCUGGAUUCGCUUUUGCGGACAACCUGGGCUCUCGUGCUCCACUACUACAUCCGUUCGGAGGACAUUUGUUUCGGUUAUCAACAUCUCGAGGGAGACUCGCGGUCUCCCAAAUCAACUGUACAGCGUGCCAAUGGCGCCAAUAUUUCCACUAUUCGCGUAUCGAUCAACGAAAACGACUCUCUCACGGCAAUUCUAGACAAGGUGGGCGCAACAGGCCUAAACAAACAACACAAUGGUGGAAGCUCGGAGGAGACGUCCGAGGGAUAUCUCCCUUUCAAUACCAUUUUGAUGUUGCGUACAUAUGAUCCGCCGGCAUCACCGUCGAAACCAAUCCUGGCAGCGGCUCUCCCAGAUGAGUGUCAAGUCCGUCUCCAUGUCAAGGUCAUGCGUGGGGACAUCAGCAUGUCCCUCGAGUGGCGUAAGGGUGAUAUGUCCGCCGACCAGAUGAAGAGUGUCGCCAACAUUUUUGAACAAUUACUUGCCAAAGUCCUGUCUGCCGAGAAAACCGCUAUUAGCCAGCUUAAUUUGUUCUCGGAGAAUGACUGGCAACGCAUUCGCAAUUGGAAUUCCACCAUUCCUCAACUUCAUGAUCGCUGCAUCCACGAAGCUAUCCAUGAUCAAGUCCUAAGUGGACCAGACCGCGAAGCUGUGUGUGCCUGGGAUGGCAGCUUUACCUAUGCGCAGCUGGACUACCAGGCGUCCAAACUUGCAUGCCAUCUGCGCAUGCAGGGGGUCGGCCCCGAAAUCCGCGUGGGAUUGUGUUUCGACAAAUCGAAAUGGAACAUCGUCGCAAUGCUUGGCGUGAUGAAGGCCGGGGGAGCUUUUGUCCCACUUGAUGCCACGCACCCAACUUCCCGACUGCAGAACCUCAUCACAUCCGUCCAGGCUGCAGUUGUGAUCUGCUCCGACACGCGUGCAGAAAAACUUCGACCUAUCGUAAAGACUUUGAUCCCCCUCAGCGCGGACACUUUGGAUCGCUUGUCCGACGUAGACAGUGUCGACCUCGCAUCGGGAGUUACCAGUCAAAAUGCGGCUUAUGUUUUGUUUACCUCCGGCUCUACUGGGGAGCCAAAGGGAACCUUGCUGGAGCACCGAGCAUUCCUCUCGAGUGCCAUGGUGCAUGGGCCUGGCCUGCGCGUCUUCCGUGACUCUCGCUGUCUCCAGUUCGCAGCUCACACGUUCGAUGCCAGUUUGUCCGAGUCGUUGACGCCGCUCAUACAUGGUGCCUGCGUGUGCAUCCCGAGUGAGGAGGCCCGGCUCAACGACAUCGUCAGCACUAUCAAUGAUAUGCGUGUCACCCAAGCAUGCUUUACCCCGUCAUUCAUCGGAUUUAUUGAAAUCGACAGUGUCCCAGGACUGCAGAGUCUGGUUCUGGCCGGUGAAGCAAUGUCGCAGUCCCAGCUGGCUACUUGGUCCAGAAUCAAAUUAGUCAAUGGUUAUGGACCAACUGAGGCCAGCGUUGCCUCCGUGCUCAACUCGUGGAUUACACCAGACACCGAUUGCAAAGAUAUCGGUCUACCCAUCGGUGUCAGGGCUUGGCUUGUGAACCCUGAUAACCAUGACGAACUCGUCCCUGUGGGCUGCCCCGGCGAACUACUUUUGGAAGGCCCGUCCCUAGCCCGGUGCUACGUGAAUAACCCCCAGAAGACAAAUGAAUCAUUCAUCUACGAUCCUGCUUUCACGAAAUUGGAGGCGGAUACUGCCUCUAACCGCAGAUUUUAUAAGACUGGUGAUAUUGUGCGGUACAACGCUGACUCUGGUGCACUCAACUACGUUGGUCGAAAAGAUACGCAGGUUAAGGUCCACGGACAGCGCAUUGAGCUUGGCGAAAUCGAGAACCAGCUCAGUGCUGACUUGCACGUCACCCACUGCUCCGUAUUUUUCCCCAAGUCGGGCUUCUCCAAGGGUCGUCUCGCAGCGGUUGUUUCUUCCGCCGGGUUACUCGCUGAACAGUCCGAGUCGGAUUUGGAGCCGUUGCGUCUAGUCUCUGCCUCGAAAAAGGCCGAACUUAUACCCGGACUCCGUGAACGUCUCCUCGCACGACUUCCGACUUAUAUGGUCCCUGCUGUUUGGCUCUGCGUUGAAGCUUUGCCUCUCUUGCCCUCCGGGAAACUUGACCGCAAGGGUAUCGCUACUUGGGUUGCCGGCAUGGAAAGUGAUCCAGAUCUUCAGCACAGUGCCUCUGUUGCGAUCCUGGACGCAGAGACGUCACAGCCGGCCAACAACCGUGAGGAAGCUUUGGCAGCUGUGUAUAGCCGCGUCCUUAAUAUUCCUCUGAACCAGUUGAACUUGAACGAGAGUUUCCUGGCGCUUGGAGGUGACUCUAUCGCCGCAAUGUCAUGUAUUGGUCUCUGCAAGAAGAGUGGGUUCGUACUCUCAGUACAGGAAAUUCUUCGCAGCAAAUCGAUCCGGGAUUUGGCAACCCGAGCCAAGGCUACUGACAACACCACCACCUACGAGGAGGCUGUCGAUCAGCCAUUCGACCUCUCACCUAUUCAAACUCUCCACUUCGGCGUUCGUAAGGAGGGACAAGGUCACUUUAACCAGGGCGUUUUGGUUCGCAUGAACAAGCCACUUGAUGAGAGAACCUUACGGAACGCUGUCGAGACCCUGGUCACUCGUCACUCUAUGCUUCGCGCCCGAUAUACUGACACAGGACGCGCAACGGCAUCCAGUCAACGAAUCACCCGCGAUAUAACCGGAUCUUAUAGAUGGAAGACACACAAAGUUAGCCACAUGGAUGCCGUCAAGCCCCACAUCGCUGAUAGCCAGUCAUCUAUCAACUGCUUCUCCGGCCCACUGCUGGCAGUUGAUUACUUCGCGGUUACGGGUGAAUCGCAUGUGCUGUCAAUGACUGCUCAUCAUUUGGUUGUCGAUAUCGUCUCAUGGAAGAUUAUCCUUCAGGACUUGGAAGACUUCAUCCUGAACCCUCAAAAGAGUGCCAGCAACGACUCUCUACCCUUCCAAACUUGGUGUCGCCUCCAGAGUGAGCAGUGCAACAACCUUCGAACCGAGGAAAAGGUUGCGACAGAUGCUUUGGCCACUCCGGAGUUUGGCUACUGGGGACUCCAGAACACCGAGACGACAUAUGGAGAUGUCGACUGUGCCUCUUUCGAAAUCGACCCAGCUCAUACGAGCGCAAUUCUCUUCGACAGCCAUCAAGCGCUUGGAACAGAGCCAAUCGAUAUCUUCCUUGCAGCAAUGAUUCACUCAUUUGGCCGGUCAUUCCCCGACCGUGGUUUGCCGACUAUCUACAACGAAGGGCAUGGACGUGAAACAUGGGACUCAUCGAUCGAUAUCUCGCACACGGUUGGCUGGUUCACGAUCCUACAACCAAUAUUUAUCUCUUCAUAUAAGUCUGAUGAUCCGAUCGAUACUGUCAUCAAGGUGAAGGACCUGCGUCGACGUGUUUCGGACAACGGUCGUGCAGACUUCACCAGCCGGGUCCUGGCCACUGCUGGUAAAACAGGACCUUCUCACCCUCAUCCGUUCGAGAUGUCUUUCAACUAUGUUGGUCAGCAUCGUGAUCUCCAGCGAAAAGAUGGACUCUUCCAGCUUGUGGACCAGAUGGCGGGCGAGGCUGGCCAAGGAGGCGGUGCCGCUGACUUCGGACGCGACACUCCUCGCUUUGGCUUGUUCGAGAUUUCUGCUAUGGUUGUUGCUGGCAAGAUCCGUUUCAACUUCUCCUUCAACAAGAUCAUGCAGCACCAGAACCGCAUUCACCGUUGGGUCUCCAACUGCCAGGAACUGCUCGUUUCUCUUUCCGAGCAGCUGCCCCUUUUGUCAUCUCGUUUGACUCUGAGCUCAUUCCCGAUGCUCUCAUUGACAUAUCCAACAUUGGAGAAGAUGUUACACGAGAAGUUGCCCGCUAUGGGUAUAGAGUCUCCGGACUUGGUGGAAGAUAUCUACCCUUGCUCUCGUAUGCAGCAGGGCAUUCUGCUUGGCCGUACCCGGGACAACUCUUAUUACGCUGUCCAUGACACGUUCGAGAUUCGGGGCACUGGUGCUGGUCAGCCCAACCUGGACAGACUAGCGAAUGCCUGGCAGCAGGUUGUCUCCCACCAUGCGAUGUUCAGGACCAUCUUCGCAGAGAACCUCACUCCACGUGAUCCUUUUUGCCAAGUUGUGCUCAAGAAGUACCAUGUCGCCCCUGUCUUGCUACAAUCAUCUGGUGAUAGCGAUGUCCUCACGACUUUCGACAAGCAGGAGGCCAAAGACUACAGCGAGAUUGCGCCAGCGUAUCGGUUCUCCAUCUGCCAGACAGCCACUGGUCGCCUCUUCGCCCGCAUUGAACUCAGCCACGCAGCCAUGGACGGUAAUUCCAUCUCAAUCAUCCUCCGUGACUUGCAAUUGGCCUACGCCGGAAGACUGGAAGACAGCCCGCAGCCAUUGUUCCGUGACUACAUGCAGUACUUGCAAAAUGCCCCGAAGCAAGCUAGUAUGAACUAUUGGCGCUCGUACCUGAGUGGUGCAAAGCCCUGCCACUUCCCCGUCCUGACCGAUGGUGAAAAGUCAGAGAAGAGCCUCCGGUCUAUUCCUGUCCACUUCAAUGCGCUCGCCGAGCUCCAGAGUGUUUGCGAAAAGCGCGGCGUUACGCUGGCGAAUGUCUUCAACGCGGCUUGGGGUCUCACCCUCCGUGCCUUUUCUGGAUCGGAUGAUGUAUCCUUUAGUUACAUGGCCUCGCUUCGGGAUGUCCCUGUUGAUCAAAUCCAGUGGGCGGUUGGUCCGAUCAUUAAUCUUUUGGUCUGCCGCAUGAAGUUCUGUGGUGAUACGAGCCUCAGCGAUGUUCUGCAAAAGAUCCAAAAUGAUUAUAUGGAGAGCCUCUCCUUCCGCCACACCUCCCUGAUUGAUAUCCAACAUGCCUUGAAGUUAGCUGACACCAAUCUCUUCAACUCUGGUGUCUCUUAUCGCCGCCUUCCAAGUUCCAAGGAUACUGUGCAAAGUGAGAUUGAGUGUAUCGAGGUUGGCUCUAUUCAUGAUCCAGCAGAGUUCCCAGUCUUCAUCAACAUUGAAGCUAUGGAAACCAAGGCCCGGAUUGACCUCAACUACUGGACUACCAACCUCUCCGAUGCGCAGGCUAUGAAUGUAGCCAACACGUAUGUUCGGUGUCUCGAUAACAUUGUCUGCAACAUUGACGGCAAACUCAGUGAUCUUGACAGCCUCAGCGAGGACAACAAGACUCAGAUCAUGACCUGGAAUAACAAGAUUCCCAAAUCCUUCGAGAAGUGUGCUCACCACGUUGUCCAAGAAAUGGCCAAGAAACGCCCUGAUGCUCUUGCUGUCACAGCCUGGGACGGUAAUCUCACCUACUCUAAGCUUGAUCAAUACUCCUCGCGCCUGGCAACUUACUUGAUCAGCUUUGGCGUCGUCCCGGGUACAAUGGUUCCUGUCUGCUUCGAGAAGUCCACAUGGAAUAUGGUCUCCAUUUUGGCUGUCAUGAAGGCUGGUGGUGGCUGCAUCCCUAUGGAUAGCACUCAGAAGUCCCCAAUGGUAGAGAAGUGGAUUGUCGAGAACGUUCUUCAAGUCGCACUUGCUUCGCCCCAGAAGGCUCAAACACUUGAAGACAUUGUGCCUUAUGUCAUUCCUGUCAGCGAGUCCCUACUCGAAUACCUCCCGGAUGAGAUUCUGAAGCCUGCCACGCAGCCCUCCGAUGUUGCAUAUGUUGCGCUGACUAGCGGCACAUCCAGUCCCGCCAAGGGGGUCGUUCUUGAUCACUCAGUCGUCAUGAGUCGUGCUGAGGCAUUUGCUACCACCAUGGCAAUCGCUGAUGUGUCUCGCACACUGCAGUUCGCUCCUCAUACAUCGGACGCAUUCCUCCUUGAAGCGAUCGGUACUUUCAUGUGGGGUGGCUGUGUUUGCAUUCCCGCUGACAUCGAUCCUCUCAAUUUGGCCACCUCUAUCAACGUUCUCCAUGCAAACGUUGCUAGCAUCACUCCCACGGCCGCAGGAUUCUUCUCGCCCAAACAUGUCCCGGGACUACGAUCCAUUGCUCUUGGAGGCGAAGUUGUCUCUCAGAAUAUCAUAGACAACUGGAAGACCGAUGAUCUCCAUCUCCAGGUUCUGUAUGGUACAACCGAGAGUUCUUCUGCCUGCUUCCACCUUUUCUGUUCGCCCGGUCAAGAUGAGGCCACUCUGAUCGGAAAGAGCACCUCCUGUGUAGCUUGGGUUGUUGACACGGAAAACCCCAAGACACUUGUUCCAAUUGGUAGCGUUGGUGAACUGGCACUUCAGGGACCUGUCGUGGCACGUGGUUAUCUCGACAACACCCGCGAGUCUGACGACUUCUUUGACAGUCCAUCUUGGCUCUCCGCUAGACGCGGCGAUGGCAAACACCGCAUCUUCAAGACUGGUGACCUUGUUCGCUACAACUCCGAUGGAUCGCUUGUAUAUAUUGGACGCAAAAGCGACACACACGCAAACCUUUUGGCUGGCGACCUGGCACACGCUAACCAAGAGAUUGACAAAUUCCUGGGGGCUAACAAGAAAUGUGUCGUGGAAAGUGUUUCCCUCAAACGUGACAAUGUUGCAGUUGAGGCUCUUGUCGCAUUUUUGGUUUCUGCGGACACUCCGUCAGUCGCGUUCGGCGAACGCGUCAUAGGUACUCCUUCCCCCGACGUGACGACCACCGUGAAUAGUCUUCACAGCCAUCUUAGCAACUGCUUGUCCAACAGCAAGGUUCCUAGUAUUUAUAUCCCCAUCACCUCCCUUCCACUCACUCCUUUUGGAAAGCUAAAUCGCCAGGCCCUUCAAGUCGAGACACAGGAGCUUGCAACCAGUACCUUGGCAUCUUUCGACAUCAAAUCCUGGAUUGGAAACAAGUUUGGCAACCGGAGUUCCCAACACGCCAGCCUCUCCGGGGAUAAUGCCGCUUUCUGGAAGGAGUAUCUCGCCGAUGUUGAGCCGUGCAUAUUCCCUGCACUGUGUCACGAGUCAGGAAAAGAUGGUCGCUCUACGCGCACACUUAACAAGCAGACGGCCACGACUCAUGCGUUCUGUAAAUUGUCUGGCACCUCAGUCGAGACUCUCUUCCAGUUUGCUUGGGCUAUUGUUCUGAAGUGGUACACAGGAUCAGACGAUGUCUGCUUUGGGUAUUCAUAUUUGUCCUCGGAGAACGACAAAUUGGACACCCAGUCGAUUUCCACAUGUCGUUUCCUGGCACGGAAUGAACGAAAGCUGCUGGAAAUUCUCCAACAAGCAAAGCUUAACACUGAGACGAGCACUUUGAAUGCUGUCUCUCUGGAUGCUGUCAAGCGCCAGCUUGGGCUUGGGGAUGUAACACUCUUCAACACCUCUCUCACCUAUCGCAAGGCCGCGUCUCUGCCCAAGGGAAGUGCCCGGGAGCCCAACACCUCCAGUAGCUAUAGCAUUCUCGUUCAAGCCGAUGUCUCCCACUCGCACGCCGAAAUUCAUUUCAACUACUCCUCCGAAACCCUCUCCUCCUCCCAGAUCAACCAUGUUAUCGACACGUUUGAUCAGGUAUUGGACAAUAUCUUGACUCUCAACCAUCAUGAACGCACUGUGGGUGAUAUUGAUCUUAUUACCGAACGAUCUGCUCGCCAGAUUCGCGAGUGGAACGCCGCCUCCCCUCCCCGGGUCGAGAAAUGCGCAGACGAGCUCAUCCAGCAGCAGGCGCUACUGCACCCUCGUGCCGACGCUGUCUGUUCCUGGGACAAAAACUUUACCUACGGGCAGCUCGAAAUCGUCUCCAGUCGUCUUGCUCGCCAUCUCUCCAGCCUCGGAAUCCAACCAGAAGUUUUCGUCGUGCUUUGUUUCGAGAAGUCCGCCUGGGCCGUGGUUGCCCAGUUGGCUGUUCUCAAGGCUGGGGGAGCUUUCGUCUCUAUCGAUCCGUCCCACCCAGACUCCCGCCUUAAAAUGCUAAUUGAUGAGAUUGGAACCGACCUUGUUCUCUGUUCUUCUUCGGUUCACGCCAAAGUGUCCAAGUUGUGCAAGAAGUCGUUGGCUGUGUGCCAAACUUCCAUCUCGCAACUCCCUGACUCGCCUCUCGCUAUGUCCUGCAUUCGACCCGCUCCCCACAACGCAGCCUAUGCUAUCUUUACCUCCGGAACGACUGGAAAGCCCAAGGCUACCGUCGUGGAACAUACGGCAUUGAGCACCACAGCCUUGGCCAUGACCGAUGCUUUACAUAUGAAUUCCGGUACCCGCGCAUUGCAGUUCUCGAACUAUACUUUUGAUGUGAGCGUUCUCGAAAUCAUGAUGACCCUUAUGACUGGUGGUUGUGUCUGCGUCCCUAGUGAGGAGGAACGUAUGAACAAUCUCGGGGGUGCGAUUCGUCGCAUGGAGACCGUCCCCACACUGAAGACUAUCAUCACCGGUGGUGAGAAGAUGCCCUCCAACCAUAUUGACCGCUGGGGCGACAGAUUUGUCAUCAAUGCCUACGGUCCCUCUGAAGCUACUGUCGUCGCUACUGUUGGUGUCAAGAUUGACUGGGAUGGCAACCGCGUCAAUGACGAUCCUACAUCCAUCGGACGGGCUGCCAACUGCAGAGUCUGGAUCGUGGACCCCAACAACUGCAACCGCCUUCUACCAGUUGGUGCUGUCGGUGAACUGAUAUUGGAAGGAAGCAACAUCGCUCGUGGAUAUCUCGCAAAUGAAGCAAAAACCAAAGCGGCUUUCUUCGAGAAUCCAACCUGGUCUCAUCACGCUGGGUUUCAGGGUCUAUUCAAGCGUCAGGAUCGGAUGUACCGCACUGGUGAUCUGGUUCGCUACAACGGUGAUGGCACCCUUGCUUUCAUCUCCCGAAAGGACACACAGAUCAAGUUUAACGGCCAGCGAAUUGAACUUGAGGAAAUUGAACAACAGUGUCUCCGCUGCCUUCCUGAGGAUUCCCAGGUCGCUGUCGAUGUCGUCGUUCCCGAGGAACGCACCAUUGCUAAGGGCCUAGCUGCAUUCUUCACUGUUCACGACCCUGCUUCCAACGGAGGUAGCAGUGAUCAGUUCGCCCCAACGAUUCCUGGGGCGGAUCCUUUGUUGCUUGCCAUCUCUGUUUCAAAUAUGGAUGCUAUUCAGAAUAUGAAGGCCUCUUUGCCUAAGCUUCUGCCUCAGAGCAUGAUGCCGAGACUGUUCUUCCCCAUUCGCAACCUUCCAUUCACUUCUUCCGCCAAGAUUGAUCGCAGGAGACUGAAGGCGAUGGUCCAGUCUUUGUCCAAGGAAACCUUGAAAUCGUACAUCACCUUCACCGGAGGUGAGAAAACGGAGGAGACCUUGGCCGAUGGUAUGGAGCUCAAGAUCGUGGCCCUUGUUGAGAGUACCUUGGAGCUCGAAGCAGGAUCUGUCACUCCAGACGACAGCUUCUUUGCCCUGGGUGGCGACUCCUUUUCAGCCAUGAAUCUAGUUGGAGCAGCUCAAGCAGAAGGAAUAUCCCUCACUGUCUCCAGCAUCUUCAACACCCCGGUCCUCUUCGAUAUGGCCAAGAGCUGCGCCAAUAAAACUGUUACGGUGAAGGCUGAGGCAACGGUUAUCAAGCCGUUCUCACUUCUACCUCCCGAUGUGGAUAGUGAGGGACUAUUUGACGAGCUUACCGACAUUUGCCAGCUGUCCAAGGACCUCAUAGAUGACGUCUACCCCUGCAGUGCAGUUCAAGAGGGUCUUCUUACACUCUCAAUCAAACACAGUGGUUCUUACGUCGCGCAGCCGGCUUUCAGACUUGCCGAUGGAAUUGAUGUCAACCGAUUUAAGGACGCUUGGCAGACGACUGUCACAGACCUUGAAAUCCUGCGCACUCGCAUCGUUCACACUGAAUCCAUGAACUUCGCCCAGGUUGUCUUGAAAGAUGCUCCCAUAUCCUGGGUACAUGCCGAGUCGUUCGAUUCCCUUCCCGACGACAUUAUGCACCUGCCUAACGAAAACGGUGCACCUCUAACUAGCUACGCCAUGGUCCAGCCUCAUGGAUCUACCUCCAAGUACUUCCUCUGGUCUGUUCAUCACGCACUUUACGAUGGAUGGAGCAUUCCCCUUGUCUUCCGUAAGGUUGAGGAAAACUACCUUGCUGUUCAAAACAAGGUCCUUGGAACUCCCUAUAAUCUCUUCAUUGAUUACCUAGUCAAUAAGGACAUGCAAGAGUCGGAUGCCUACUGGAAAGCCUACUUGGCCGAGCUUUCCAGCCCUCCCUUCCCUCAGAACAAAAACGCAGUGCCUGAUGCCAUCCGCGCCGGAAACACCCAGUACCACAACUUAAAGGUUUCCAGAAUGCCUGAUACCGUCGAAUUUACCAUUCCUGUUCUCAUGCGUGCUGCCUGGGCUAUUGUCGUAGCCACGCAUUCCUCAUCUGGUGAUGUUUGCUUCGGUGAGACUUUGUCAGGAAGAAACAUUGAUCUUCCUGGUGUUGCUCAAAUUGCUGGUCCUGUACUGAGCACCGUUCCCACCCGUGUUAAAGUGGACAAUGCUAUGUCAACUCUGGAGUACCUUCAGACUAUUCACCAGUCAACGACUCAAAUGAUUCCACACCUGCACUCCGGUCUGCAGCGCAUUCGCCAAAUCAACAAAGAUACUUCCAGUGCCUGCGAUUUCAAGAACUUGCUGGUCAUCCAGUCAAAUGAUGGCGAUCUAGACAACAAGAUCUGGAUUGACGAGAAGCGCGAAACAAGUGAGGACUUCUUCACUCAUCCUCUGGUUGUGGAAUGUGGCAUUUCCAAGACCAGCAUCUCAUUCACUGUCCACCAUGAUGAACUUGUCAUCAAUGGCUGGCAAACGAAGCGCAUCACUGAGCAAUUCUCACAUGUGCUCAGCCAACUGAUUGCAUUACCAAAGAACAGCACCAGUAAGAUCAGCGAUCUGGAUAUGGUCAGCCCCGAAGACAAGACUGAGAUCGCCCAAUGGAAUGGUCGUACACCUCUCGUCGUAGAGCGAUGUGUGCAGGACUUCAUUUGUGAGAAAUCUGCCGAAACGCCCAAUGCUCCUGCUGUGCGCGCUUGGGAUGGUGAUCUCACGUAUAGAGAGUUCUGGGACCUCGCAUCUGGCUUUGCCAACUACCUUAUUUCUCGCGGUGUUGGACCAGAGGUAUUCGUUCCUGUCUGUCUUGACAAGUCGGCUUGGGCAAUGGUUACCCUGAUCAGUAUUCUCAUCGCUGGUGGUGGUUAUGUGCCUCUCGAUCCUUCUCAUCCCACUUCGCGCCACGAAGAGAUACUUGCUGAUGUUGGCGCCAACAUGAUUCUUUGUACUCCCAAUUACACCACCCGAUACAGCCGUGUCGUGAAAACCGUUGUUCCAAUCAGCAAAGAAACCAUCAAGGCAUAUGGAUCACUCAAGGUAUCCAACCGCAGUCGCCAACCAGUUAAACCGUCCAACAUGGCUUACGCCCUGUUCACUUCUGGAAGUACCGGACGGGCCAAAGGAAUAAUCGUGGAGCAUCGAAACGUCGUCAGCAGUAUCAUGGCUUUUGCGCCAAUGGUCAACAUGGACGCCACAUCGCGAGUUUUCCAGUUCGCCUCGCUGACGUUUGACGCUGCUAUCAUGGAAACCCUUGCAAUCCUCAUGCUGGGCGGUACCAUUUGUGUCCCCAGUGAAGAUGACCGACUUAACGAUGUCUCUGGCGCCAUUCGUCGUUUGAAUGUCACUUGGACCUUCCUUACUCCGUCCAUUGCCAGCAUCAUCGAGCCUUCCUCUGUUCCCUGCCUCAAGCAUCUCGUCUGUGGCGGCGAAAAGAUGUCCAAGGAAGUUAUCACCAAGUGGGCCAACACUGUCCAUCUUAUGAAUGGAUAUGGCCCGACCGAAACAUGCGUCUUUGCUGUGAUUGACAAUGCAGUCGCCGCCAGCCGUGAUCCUGCACGGAUUGGUUAUGGUAUCCCGAGCACUCUGACGUGGAUUGUCGAUCCUGACAAUCACGACCGGCUCACUCCACUUGGUGCGGUCGGCGAAUUGGCUCUGGAAGGUGCUGCUCUUGCAAGAGAGUACCUUAAAAAUCCCGAGAAGAAUGCCGAGGCUUUCGUCACUGAUCCAAUUUGGAUCAAAGACUUCGAAUCCAAGGUCGACGGCCCUCGGCGUAUCUAUAAGACUGGUGACCUGUGCUACUACAACCCCGAUGGGUCCAUUGAAUAUAUCAGCCGCAAGGACCACCAAGUGAAGCUCCACGGCCAGCGCAUGGAGCUUGGUGAGAUUGAACACCGUUUGUACGAAGAUACUCGUGUUCGCCACGCCGUUGUCAUUCUGCCCAAGAGUGGCCCGCUCAAGCAGCGCCUUGUAACUGUCAUGUCUCUGAACAGUGUUGCCGCUGAUACCAAAUUGAUUUCGGACAAGCCUUGCGAGCUUGUUGACGAGGAUGAGCUUGAGCGUCACGCUUAUAAUGAAUUGGUGGAUGUUCAGAAGAGUCUCGAGGGCCAGCUCCCAAUCUACAUGGUUCCCCAGACCUGGGCUCUCAUCAAAAAACUUCCCAUGCUUGUCUCGGGCAAGCUUGACAGGAAGAAGAUUACCGCCUGGAUUGAGGAUAUUGAUGACGAGUCUUAUGAGCGUAUCAUGGCUGACUAUGAUCGCAUCAAGCGCGGUAAGACUGAGGCGAAGCCGCAACAAGAGCAGGAAAAGACUGGCUCCCUCAAAAUCAUCCGCGAGAUCUUCGCGCAGGUCCUCAACAUCUCUUUGCAAAAGGUCAAUGUCGACCGAUCUUUUGUCAGUUUGGGCGGCGACAGUAUCACUGGUAUGGCUGUCAUAUCCAGAGCCCGCAAGCAAGGCCUUGUUGUUACACUGCACGACAUUUUGCAGAGUCGAUCUGUUAAAGAGCUUGCUCAGAAAGCGGGGACGAAGGUCACCGUCACUAAGCACGAGGAGAAGACUGGUGAAUGUUUUGCCCUUUCACCUGUACAGAAGCUUUACGUGCAAAGCUCGCACUCUUUCAAGGGUGACGCCCGGUUCAACCAGAGUAUCACUGUUCGCAUCUCCCGUCGCGUUGAGGCUGAGGUGCUUCGCCGAGCCAUCAAGGCAGUGAUCGGUCAACAUGCGAUGCUUCGCGCACGUUUUAGCGCGAAAAACAAUGUCUGGAAGCAAAAGACUGCCACAGAGGUUGACGAGUCUUUCCGAUUCAAUGUCCACUCUGUUGGUGAUACCCGCGCAAUGGUUCCAAAGAUAGCAGACAGCCAGCGUUCUCUGGACCCUCACAAUGGCCCUAUCCUUGCAGCUGAUUUGUUUAAUCUUCGCGCUGGCGGUCAGAUUCUUUUCCUUGUUGCUCAUCAUUUGUGCAUAGAUAUGGUGUCUUGGCGCAUUGUACUGCAAGAUCUUGAGGAGCUUGUAGUUUCUGGUUCCUUGUCUAUGGAAAAGGCACUCUCCUUCCAAAGCUGGUGCGCCAUGCAGAGCGAGAGAUUAAAAACUCACGACGCAACUAUCACCCUCCCCUUCACCCCUGAGAGGCCGAACUUGAGCUACUGGGGUAUGCAGGACACACCAAAUGUCUACGACGAUCUCAAGAUGGAGUCUUUCAGCUUGAGUGAGGAGACCACCAAGUUCAUUCUCGACGGCUGCCACGACGUCUUUGGCACUGAUACCGUUGAUAUUCUACUUUCUGCUAUUAUCCACUCUUUUGCUCGCACAUUUACAGAUCGCAAUGUUCCCACAAUUUACAAUGAAGGACAUGGCAGAGAGCCAUGGGACCCCACCAUUGAUCUCUCCAGGACUGUCGGCUGGUUCACCACCAUGGCACCCCUCGUCGUCGACGGAGAAACCAACUGUGUUACCGACAUUAUAAAGCGAGUCAAGGACACUCGUCGUAAACUGACAGACAAUGGAAGACCCUUCUUUACUAAAAGCCUUCUCCAGAACGACGCGGCUUCCUCUAGCUUCCCUGUUCCAUUGGAGAUUCUGUUUAAUUAUCUUGGUCGACUGCAACAGCUGGAGCGCGCUGACUCCCUCUUCCACCACCACGGUAGUGUUUUCGACAGCUCGGACUUUGCAGUCGCAGGUGACAUGGGCCCGCAAACCACACGCUUUGCCCUGUUCGAAUUGUCCGCGAUCGUCAUCAAAGAGCGUCUCAACGUGGCUUUCAACUACAACCGCAAGAUGCAGCACGAGCCUCAGGUUCGCCGCUGGAUUAUGCAAUGCAAACAGACCCUCGAGAAGGACAUUAUGAUGCUGAAGACUGCCACUCCAGAGCCUACACUAAGCGAUUAUCCUCUUCUCCCCAUCACCUACCAAGGCCUCCAGACGCUUACCACGAGCACAUUCCGCAAGGCCGGCAUACGUAACAAGGAUGACGUUGAGGACAUCUUCCCCUGCUCGCCUAUGCAAGAGGGCCUCUUGCUCAGCCAGCUUCGCGAUCCCAACGCCUACAUGUUCCACACAGUGUUCGAAAUCAAGGACGCAAAGGGUGGAAAAGUCGACGCAGAGAGGCUUGCCCGAGCUUGGCAAGCAGUCGUUGAUCGUCACCCUGUGCUCCGAACUAUCUUUGUCGACAGCAGCUACGCGGGCGGCUCAUUCGACCAGCUGGUGCUCAAGAACGUCACCAGCAGCAUCCUAUGUGUGGAAUGUCACGACUCUGAAGUAGAAGAGAAGCUUGCUGCUAUCUCUCUUCGUGACUCAAAUGCCAUGCGACAAUCGAAACUGUCCCACCAAAUGAUCGUAUGCAAGACCAACAGUGGAUGUGUCGUUUUGAAACUUGAGAUUAACCACGCCAUCAUUGACGGCGGCUCCGUCGAUGUUCUUCUUCGCGAUCUACCUCUCGCGUACGAGCGCAAGCUUCCCGAGGGCCCAGGUCCUGCCUUUAGCGAUUACAUCAAGUUCAUUCGCACUCAAAGUCAAAGUGAGGCUCUUGGCCACUGGAAGAAAUAUCUUAGAGGCGUGCGACCUUGUCAUGUUGCCCACACCGCUGAAUAUGGCUUCGAACAUGAACUCAAGGGAGUAAUGAUGAACUUCCAACGCUUCCCUGAGCUGCUCAAUUUUUGCGAAAAGAGCUCUGUCACUCUUGCCAACCUCACCCUGUCCGCUUGGGCCAUUGUCCUACGCCAGUUCACCCAAUCUGAUGAUGUCUGCUUCGGCUAUUUGUCUGCUGGCCGCGAUGCCCCUGUCAAUGGCAUCCAGGACAUGAGCGUGCAAGAUGAUUAUUUCAAGUGCAUCCCCCACCAAAGCUGCUCAUUGGCCAGCAUCCAGCAUGAGCUUGGCAUUCAAGGACAACCGCUGUUUAACACAACCCUGUCCAUCCAGAACCACUCAGUCGCGGGUGGCACCAAGGACAAGGGUCUGUCGUUCGAUCUUCAGCACGCCCAUGACCCCAGUGAAUAUGCGGUCACUGUGAAUGUUGAGAUCGCUCGUGGCCAAGAGGGCAUUCUUCUGAGAUAUUGGAACGAUGUUGUCACCGAGGAACAGGCGCAGGCUCUGGCUGAUACCAUUGCCAGAGUAUUCACUGGAUUUAUUGAAUCCCCAACUACGACUUUGUCGCAAGUCAAAUUUGGUACCGACGCUUCUUCAGAGUCUGUGGAUUGGGAUCAUUCUCAAACCACUCUCGCCGAUAAAGCCAAGUCCACCGGAGAAGCAAUGGAUAGUACCGCCAUUCAGAAGAUUAUCGACGACCGUGUUCAUGAGAUCAUCGCAAAGAUGUUAAGAGAUGGAAAAUUGCAGGUUCCCUCUAUUGAAACUACUGGCUUGUCUGACUAUGUACGCCCUUACGCCACAGCGGAGUCGCCAUACCAGACGGGUGUCCGGGGAGCUGAUGACUCGGGGAUAUGCUCAGCGACAUCUCGCUCUAGCGAGGAUGGGGUGUCGGCUGAUGUGGAAAGGAAGUUGUGGAACCUCUGGAGUACUGCUCUUGGCCUCUCGCCCAACGUGGUGAGACACCAAGACAGCUUCUUUAAGUUGGGUGGUGACAGUAUCACCGCCAUGAAGAUGGUUAGCGCCGCUCGUGAAGAGGGCCUUGUUCUCACCGUCGCGGAUGUCUUUAACAAUCCUGUCUUUGCGGAUAUGGUUUCCACAGUCCGUGCUGCGAACGUCACCCAGCAGAUGCUGAACCAGGAUCUCCAACCCGAAUCUGCGCUUACCAAGGAUGAUGAUUUCUAUGAAACCUCCUCAACAUUGCUGGCACCAAAAAUUCUUAGACCUACCCCGUCGUCUGAAAGCAUUGAAAUGCUUAAGUCCUCGUGCGUUGAUGACGCGGAUGUUCAGCGCGGAAUUUGCCCGAAAAUUGGUGUUUUCAAGGGUGGAAUCGCGGAUGUCCUUCCUGUCACGGACUUCCAGGCUAUGUCGCUGACAGCAACUCUAUUCAAGUCACGGUGGAUGCUCAACUACUUCUUCCUCGAAGGAAACGGCCCUCUGGACUUGCGCCGCCUCCGCGAGAGUUGCCUGAAGGUUGUCGAUGCCUUCGACAUUUUGCGGACCGUUUUUGUUUGCUUCCACGACCAAUUCUUCCAGGUCGUGUUGCGUAAGAUACGCCCUAGUAUCUUUGUCUACGAGACUGAUCGUGCACUCGAUGAGUUCACCAUGACUCUCCAACAGCGUGACCGUGAGUAUGGGCCGCGUGAAGGAGAGCAGUACGUCCAAUUCUACGUGGUCAAGAAGAAGGGAAGCGACCAGCACCGUAUCUUGAUUCGUCUAUCACACACUCAGUAUGACGGAGUGUGUCUGUCUAAGAUCAUGGCUGCCAUCAAGCACGGAUACGAGGGAAGCCCCCUGCCGCCAGUCACCCCCUAUGCCAGCUACCUUCGACAGCUGCCGGGCACAAUUGGCCCUGACCACUACCGCCACUGGGCUGAUCUACUAAGGGGAUCUCAAAUGACCCAAGUUGUGCGCCGUAAAGGCACCAGCAUGUUCCAAAAUGUCGGAGCAUUUACUGAGAUCCACAAGCGCAUCGAAAUUUCACCAAGUGCCCUUGGAAAUGUUACUAUCGCAACUGUCAUGCAAGCUGCCUGGGCUCUCGCUCUGGCAAAACUGUCCGCUCAGUGCGAUGUUGUCUUCGGUCUCACAAUCAGCGGCCGCAACGCCACUGUCCCUGGAAUUGAGAACACUGUUGGGCCGUGUGUUAACGUCAUCCCAGUGCGUGUAAAACUCAGCGAGAACAUGACAGGCCUCGACCUCUUCCGCUAUAUUCAAGAUCAACAGGUCUCCAACAUGCCUUUUGAGUCUCUCGGCUUCCGUGAGAUCAUCAAACAAUGCACUGACUGGCCCUCCUGGACCUACUUUACCACCUCGGUUUUCCACCAGAACGUUGACUACGAAGGCACUCUGGAGCUGGACUCUACGAAGUACCGCAUGGGCGGCGUUGGAGUCAACGACAACCUUGCCGACCUGACUAUGGUCUCGCGCCCGUCUGGCGAACGUGGACUGGAUGUCACCCUAGGCUACUCUGAGAAGGGCCCAAUCAUGCCAUCAUUUGCAUCAAAGGUCCUCGACAUGGCAUGCGAGAUCGCACAGUCCUUAGUGGCAAACCCAAGCGCAUCACUGCCAUCAGCCAGCAUGCUCCGUUCGCUCCCAGCCCAGACAAUUGACGACCUCUCCCGUCCCUCAGACGAGCACUUCCUCAGCGCACACCUCAAGUCUCGCUCCAUUGCGGAGCUCCUUGUGCACUCUGACAUUCUUUCCCGCUCCUGGCACCAGGUUCUUCCCAGCCGCACGCCCACCGCACCCAUCGGUCCCGACGACGAUGAAAAGCCUUCCCAUCAGUCAACCUUCCAGCUCGACUCGUCCUUCUUCGAUCUUGGAGGCGACAUCUUCAAUUUGGCCCAACUUACCUGGCUACUUGAGCAGGAAGGGCUCAAAGUUCGACUUGAAGACCUUAUCGAGCAUCCUUCGUUCCUGGGGCAGAUGGCUGUUCUUGCUUUGCACAAUACCAAGCAUAUCGAUGAUGUUCCAACGGAACACCUCGCUACAGGCGCCGUUCUUGACUCACCUGAGCCUAUGGCUCGUGUCGAGAAGAAGAAGACCUGGUCAAAGGCUAAGAUGCUGGCGCGCAAGCUCACCCGCCGUAACAACGCGUUGGUCGCAGAACGAGUUUGA
Penicillium nucicola is the source of this 18054-nucleotide messenger RNA. RefSeq lists its product as uncharacterized. The record is from RefSeq and is a predicted model, not a curated record. Gene Ontology annotation, molecular function: phosphopantetheine binding; catalytic activity. Bases 1 to 18054 code for a protein of 6017 amino acids. The transcript is spliced from 9 exons. Lineage: Eukaryota; Fungi; Ascomycota; Eurotiomycetes; Eurotiales; Aspergillaceae.